This is a messenger RNA of Penicillium paradoxum, 2391 nucleotides long. RefSeq lists its product as uncharacterized. The record is from RefSeq and is a predicted model, not a curated record. Gene Ontology annotation, biological process: nuclear envelope organization. Gene Ontology annotation, molecular function: protein-membrane adaptor activity. Lineage: Eukaryota; Fungi; Ascomycota; Eurotiomycetes; Eurotiales; Aspergillaceae. Bases 1 to 2391 code for a protein of 796 amino acids. The transcript has a single exon. Gene Ontology annotation, cellular component: meiotic nuclear membrane microtubule tethering complex; nuclear envelope.
AUGCCGCCCAGACGCACUACACGCCGGGUCGGCGCAACUCCUUCAAGAAGAUUACAUCAGGAACCAGAAUUCGAGUCAAUCCUUGAUCUUGUUGACGGGCCCGUAUUACCCAGCGUUCCAGUCCAGGCAUCAUGGAACUAUGGCGCUGCUACCACAACAGCAUUACCCCAGCGCAUGCAGAUGCGACCCAAUAUUGGGAUUGAUCAAAUGGCUGAAGCAAUCGAUGCCCGUCUCGAAGUUUCCCGAAAACGAGCAGUUGCUACGAAAAAGAAGCAAAACGCUCAGAUGCGCCCGCCAAAGCGUGAGCCAACACCCGACCAGACUCAGCUUCAGCAAUCGCUGCACUAUGCAGUAGAGCAACAUUCUGAUCAAACUCCCUCGCCUCCUGUUCAACGUACGAUUUCUACGGACUCAAGUCCUGAGAUUCAACCUCCCUUGCAACGUCAAUUGUCCAACUCUCCGGUCUAUCCAUCACCUCUUCAACGGAUGGAACCUCCCCGUCAACGGAUGGAACCAGCCCUUCAACAUAUGGAAUCUCCCCUUCGCAAUGGAUCCGGGGGCAGCUCACCAUAUCGCCAUAGCUCUGUCGACAACGCUUCUGUAAUAUCUUGGAGCCUUGAACGCGAUAUCAACGAUGAUAAUUUGCAAAGAACGCGACCAAGCAAGCAUGGUCAAAACAUCACAGCGCCCCCUCGACGUAUCUCUGGGUUGGCAAAUGUUCCGGAGGAGGAUGAGGAGGAGGAGGAGGUGCAAUUCAGAGUGGUAGAAGACAUGAAGUUUGAGAACGCACCAACUUCCUCAGUUCCCAAUCCCAGAGUUCCUGGCUCCAGAAUUCCCAGCCCCGUUGUUCCUAGCCCCGUUGCUCCCAGUCCCGAUGUUCCCAAAUUAAGCUUAUUGCGUCGAUUAUCAGCAUCAUUGAGUCCUCAAUUGUCAGCAUUGGUGAGUCCUCAAGAACGAGAAACUCAAGACCGAGCAUCCCAAGACCGAGCAUCUCAAGCCCGAACAUCCCAAGACCGAGCAUUUCAAGACCGAGCAUCCCAAGACCGAGCAUCUCAAGCCCGAACAUCCCAAGACCGAGCAUUUCAAGACCGAGCAUCCCAAGACCGAGCAUCCCAAGACCGAGCAUCUCAAGCCCGAACAUCCCAAGACCGAGCAUCCCAAGACCGAGCAUCUCAAGCCCGAGCACCUCAAGACCGAGCACCUCGAGGCCCAGCACUCCAGACUCGCGUUGAGGAACCCAGCGCUCCACGUCGAAAAAGCUGCAUGCAGAUGUUUGAAGGUGCAAUGGACGGUCCCUACCAGAACUUAAUUAGGGCGGGGUUCUUCUUACUCUUAAUUCUGAGCUUUAUUUUCGUGCCUCUGGUUGCGGCAAAGACUAGAGAUUACCUUUACUACGGCAACCUGGAUUGGGACUCCCCUUCGAACACGAGCAUGGCUAAAUCGGAGAUUUUCUACAACCUCCGGAACCAGAUAUCAAAAAUGGACGGUCAAAUUCAGUCUUUGUCGAAUGAAGUGAGCUCGGUUCGGGCAGAACACGCGCUUCAUGAUUCGACUCCUACGGACGUAAGUCUUCAGCGAAGAUCAGCCCAGAGUGUGAAUUUCCUGUCGGUAUCGUUGGGAGCAAUGAUUGACCCAAAGAACACUUCGCCGACUCUGGGGCCCAGACGCAGUCUUUCCAACCGAGGAGCUCUCUGGUUCUUUUCAUUGCUUGCUAAAAAUGUCGUUCGAUCAUCACAAUCUCCUCUGUCUGCCAUUACCAAAUGGGAGGAGAUAGGCGACUGCUGGUGUAGUGCCCCCCGCAAUGGAACGACCCAACUAGCUGUGCUUCUUGGUCGGGACAUCGUGGCGGAAGGAAUGGUAGUUGAGCACAUUCCUCUGGGUGCUUCUCUCGAACCGGAAGCGGCACCUAAAACAAUUGAGGUAUGGGCUCGCUUCAAAGUGAACCCUCAUAAAACGCCAGUCAAGGCCAAACCGACUCCGGGAGCUACACCUCGGCGGAUUGGCUUCUCCAAAAUCUUUGGGGGUUCCGCGGUGUCAGAUACGCCGCCGCCCGCGACAGAUGCUCUUUCGUCCCGCGAAGCAGGACUUGGGGGAUUUAUAAUCCCAGGAAUCGGUACCCUUCAUGGACUUCUCAUGGAUUUACUGCGUCGCAGUAAUCCUUUCGAGCCCCCAAGUGCCUACUCAGAUGACCCGGUUCUUGGGCCCAACUUCUACCGCAUUGGGAAAUUUGAUUACAAUAUCCAUAGCCCGGACUAUGUGCAAGCAUUCAAGCUUAACACGGUCGUCGACAUCUCAACUAUCCGUGUGGACAAGGUUGUGUUCCGAGUGACUUCAAAUUGGGGUGCCAACCACACCUGCAUCUACCGUUUCAGGUUACAUGGGCAUGUCUGA